Molecule: messenger RNA, 1506 nt
Organism: Ochlerotatus camptorhynchus
Lineage: Eukaryota; Metazoa; Arthropoda; Insecta; Diptera; Culicidae
Product: cytochrome P450 4c21-like
Exons: 6
Coding region: 1-1506 (501 amino acids)
Molecular function (GO): monooxygenase activity; oxidoreductase activity, acting on paired donors, with incorporation or reduction of molecular oxygen; heme binding
Source: RefSeq, a predicted model, not a curated record
AUGUUCGCCUUUUUGCUGCUGAUAAGUGUUCUUUUGACAUACUUCAUAAUCCGUAAUCAUAUCAGGAGAAGUCGAGCAUUUGCCAAAGAUCUGCCGGAAGUUGCCCCCGAAAAGUCAUUUCUUGGCAUUAACUAUACGCUGCUUAAUCUGGACCAUGAGGAACGAUUCGAGCUGGUGAACAAGCUUUUCCUGCAACAUGAUCACCUGUUCCGGAUGACGUUGGGCUCUAUGCUGGUGCUGGGCGUCAGUCAUCCGGAUCUGGUGCAAAAGGUUCUGUCCGAUCCAGAUUGUUUGGAGAAACCGUACUUCUACAAGUUUAUCAAGUUCGAUCAAGGGAUCCUGCAUGCAAAAUUGAAGUUAUGGAAAAGCCAACGAAAGGCGUUGAAUCCAACGUUUAACCUUCGGAUCCUGCAUGGCUUUUUACCCAUUUUUGAGAAAUGUAGUCUUAAGCUGGUGGAUGAAUUGGGCAAGUGCAAGGACGGCGAGACAGUCAACAUGUUCAAGUACACGUCGCGAUGUACACUGGAGAUGGUUUGCGGUACGACGUUAGGUAGUGACGUGCUGGAGAGGGACGGAAAGGACACGUUUCUGGAAUCGCUGGAAGAAUUACUGGAGUGCAUAACGAGACGCAUGUUGCACAUUCAUCUGUACUCGGAUCUGGUCUACAUGCUCACUCCGUAUUAUUGGAGAGAACGAAACGCUCGUAAGCAGAGUAAGUUAUUCACCAACAAAAUCCUCCAGGAAAAGAAGGAAGCCAAACGCCUAUCAGUCCCUGCUCCACCGUUGGAUUCUGACCCCGAGGAAGAUGAUUUCAAAAAACCUCAAAUCUUUAUCGAUCAACUUCUCACUACAUCCCACAGCAGCCGACCGUUCACCGAUGAGGAAAUUUUCCAUAACGCUUUUGUGAUCAUGGCUGCGGGCAACGACACUAGCGGAUUGGCAACGGCCUACGCCUGCCUCUUCUUGGCCAUGUAUCCACACCUGCAGGAGAAGGUCUACACCGAAAUCAUGGAACACUGUCCAACCGAGGACGUGGCAAUCAACGGCGAAUCGCUCAAACGGCUCGAGUACACGGAAAUGUUCCUGAAGGAGGUGUUGAGGCACUGCCCGGUGGCGUCCAACAUUGCACGGAAGUGCAUCAAGGACAUCGUAGUGGAUGAAGUUCGCAUUCCGGCAGAAAAUCUAUUUAUCUUCUCUUUUUGGGCCAUGCACCGAAGGAAGGAUAUGUGGGGACCGGAUGCGGAAAUGUUUGAUCCGGAUAACUUCCUUCCGGAACGGUGUCGGAACCGGAAUCCAAAUGCAUACAUGCCGUUCAGUGCAGGCGCAAGAAAUUGUAUUGGUGAACGAUAUGCAAAGAUCAGCAUCAAAGUGAUGGUCGUUUACAUCUUGCGACGAUUCAAGCUGCACACGAAACUAAAACACGAAGAGAUGAGAUACAAGUUAGGAAUCACGUUGAGGCUGUCGACGGAUCAUUCGGUUCAACUUGAGAGGCGAAUUAUAGCUUAG